This is a messenger RNA of Phragmites australis (common reed), 1049 nucleotides long. Its product is annotated as phosphoglycerate mutase-like protein 4. Lineage: Eukaryota; Viridiplantae; Streptophyta; Magnoliopsida; Poales; Poaceae. The record is from RefSeq and is a predicted model, not a curated record. Gene Ontology annotation, molecular function: phosphatase activity. The coding region runs from base 39 to 923 and encodes 294 amino acids. The transcript has 6 exons. Gene Ontology annotation, cellular component: cytosol; cytoplasm.
AACACGCGACUGGCUGCCCGUCCGCUUCCCUCCUGGACAUGUCCUGGCCCCUUCCCACCACCACGCCUCUGCCGCCGCCGCUCGCCCUCGCCCCCUCGCGCGUCUCCCUCGCCGCCCUCCUCCCGUCUCCACCCCCCGCCGUCGCAGCCGCGGCCAUCCCUACCGAACCCGCUUCCGCCCCGCGGAUCCGCCGGGUCGACGCCCCGGGAGCAGCUCCGGGGAUGUCGUCCGCUUCCAGCGCCGAGGGCGAGGCUGCCGGCGAGUUCACGGAGGUCGUGAUCGUGCGGCACGGCGAGACCUCGUGGAACGCCUCGCGCAUCAUACAGGGGCACUUGGACGCUGAGCUGAAUGAGAUUGGGAGGCAGCAAGCUGUCGCGGUUGCUCAUCGGCUGUCUAAAGAAGUCAAACCGGCUGCGAUAUAUUCUUCUGAUCUGAAGCGAGCAGCAGAGACUGCACAAACAAUUGCCAGAAUUUGUAAUUUACCAAAUGUUGUGUUUGAUCCAGCACUGAGAGAACGACAUAUUGGGGAUCUGCAGGGCAUGAAGUUGCAAGAUGCUGCCACACAAAGGCCAGAGGCUUACAAAGCUUUUGUGUCCCACAAGAGAAACCAGCAAAUUCCUGGUGGUGGAGAGAGUCUUGAUCAACUGUCAGAACGAUGUGUCUCGUGCUUGUGUGGCAUUGUUGAGAAACACAAAGGGGAGCGGGUUAUCUUGGUCUCACACGGCGGUACCAUCAGAGAACUCUACAGGCAUGCCAGUCCGACGAAGCCGCUUCAUGGUAAAAUACACAACACUUCAGUAAGUGUUAUUCUCGUGUCUGGUACCACUGGCCGUUGCAUUGUCAAAUUGUGUGGAGACAUUAGUCACCUUCAGGAGACCGGUGUCCUGGAGAAUGCCUUUGGUGGCGAUAAGGCCUCUGCCUAAUUCCAGCUUUAGGACCAUCGUACUUGCAGCAUUUAUCACAUGCAAAGGGUAUGCAUUUUCGUCGUCAUUUUAGUUGUAACGGAUCAAUCUAUUACUAUCAAUAGUGGAAGAUGAUGCACUUGAAUA